UUCUGGUUUGGAGAGGUGGCGAGAGGAGCAGAGUGCAGGGAACAGAGUACCUCUUUUUGGUGGAAUCCGGACCCUGGAAUCUGUGGCUUUAUUCUUGUCUUCUUCGAAUGGUUCGCGGCUGGUAGAGAGCGCGGCUUGAGCGAAGAUGGAUCCGGCGGACGUCGCUCGCGGGAUCCAGGUGAAGUUUUCCGAGCACGUAGUGGCGAUUAGGAAGAUGGUCCCGGCGAGGAGAGCCGUCGCCGGGGGAUCGGGUUGGCGGAAGAGGGUCGUCCGGGUUUAUUUUGACGAUGUCGAUGCCACUGAUUCGUCGUCCAACGAGGAGGGCCGCGGCGUCCGGAGGCGGGUGAAGCGGCACGUGCACGAGAUCGGGAUUGAGGUGGCCGCGGCUCCGCGGCGGAUGGCGUUGGCGGCGCCUAAGAAGGAGGAGGCGGUUGUGGGGGGAGGCGAACGCGGGAAGCGGAGGUUCCGGGGGGUGAGGCGGCGGCCGUGGGGUCGAUGGGCGGCGGAGAUCCGCGACCCGCAUCAGCGGAAGCGGGUUUGGCUGGGAACCUUCGACACCGCCGAGGAGGCGGCGACGGUGUACGACAUGGCGGCCUUGCGGCUGAGGGGGCCGAAGGCGGUGACCAACUUUCCGACCCCGGCAAAAGACGGCGACAUCGCGCCGGUCGAGGCGGGCGGCGCCGAUGGGUCGCGCUCCUCUCCGACGUCGGUGCUCUGCUGCGACGACGUUUUCGCGGUGGGGAAGGAGGACGACGACGGGGCGCCGAUCGAGGCGGGAGGAAUCGCCGGGUCACGCUCUUCUCCGACGUCGGUGCUGGGCUACUGCGACGACCCGGUGCCGUUCGGCGUCGACGCCUUCGGGCUCGGUGUGGAAGCGUCGCCGCUACCUCUGGCGGAGUUCUACUGGCCGAGGCAGCGGUUGUUGGAGAUGGAGUUCGGCGAUUUGGACAUCGACGACUUCCAGUAGCGGAAAACUAACUGCGCUUGCGGUGGCGAGGAGCGUGGCGGCCAGUUUUAUUUUACUGAGUGGGUUAGGAAUUAUUCUAAAAUUAUUAGUAUUUAUCGCUCUUGCUAAUUAAUAUGGAGGUAGUUUUGGUUUUGGCAUAUUUGCCAACGACAACAACAACAACAGUGAGUGAGGUCGUGUGGAGGAGAGCGUGAGACGGCGGCGGACGCCUUUUCUUGGCGUUCACGCUUUGACGUGCAGCCUUUUUCUUUUUCCUUCUUUCUGUGAGCCAAUGAAGAUGUCGUGUCAGGCAAUAAUGAAUGGAUCAUCCGUGAGAUAUUAUAAACAA
Molecule: messenger RNA, 1295 nt
Organism: Musa acuminata AAA Group (dessert banana)
Lineage: Eukaryota; Viridiplantae; Streptophyta; Magnoliopsida; Zingiberales; Musaceae
Product: ethylene-responsive transcription factor ERF069
Exons: 1
Coding region: 146-967 (273 amino acids)
Biological process (GO): regulation of DNA-templated transcription
Molecular function (GO): DNA-binding transcription factor activity; DNA binding
Source: RefSeq, a predicted model, not a curated record